Messenger RNA from Bombus impatiens (common eastern bumble bee), 2883 nucleotides. It is a transcript of the gene Ttc7, whose product is annotated as tetratricopeptide repeat protein 7B. The record is from RefSeq and is a predicted model, not a curated record. NCBI's taxonomy places the organism in Eukaryota, Metazoa, Arthropoda, Insecta, Hymenoptera, Apidae. Gene Ontology annotation, biological process: phosphatidylinositol phosphate biosynthetic process; protein localization to plasma membrane. The transcript is spliced from 14 exons. The coding region runs from base 211 to 2721 and encodes 836 amino acids. Gene Ontology annotation, molecular function: protein binding. Gene Ontology annotation, cellular component: plasma membrane.
AUGCAUCGUAUCUAGACUUCGCAGAAUCAGUGACAUAACAGACAGUUCAAAAUAGUGUGGCACGUGCUUGAAGUGGAAAUUGUCAUACGUGUAUCUUUUAUGUUGUACCCACGCUUCUAACACUGAUGAUCGAUAUAUUACAUUACGUCUUGUUGAAUAUUUCGAAAGAAUUUAACAGCGUAUUUCAUUCUUUUUCUUACGUGAAUUAGAAUGACUAGUAAAAAAGGACACACCCUCCGAAUUGAAUCAGAAAUCGAUAAAAACCGUGAGGACGGAAAUUGGAAAAAGGUUAUAGAAUUGGCGGAACACCUGAAAGUACAGUACCCUAGUAAUGAAUGUUUAGCAAAUUUUUUAUGUGGGGAAGGAAGAUUAGAAAGCUUUUUAGAACAAACUCCACCUAUAGAUGCCAACAUUGGAAAAGCUAGAAAUGGACUACAAGAAACUAGAAAAUACUUGAUCCUUGCAGCAAAUGAAAAAGAUAAACAAGCUUUGGUUGUAUUGGAUGCACAUUUACUACUUGGUAAAUUGCAUUAUGCAAUGGGGAUGUAUGAAGAAGCUCUUAAACAUUAUCAACAAGCUGAAUUACACACACUUACAGAAAAACCAUUACCUUGUAGAAGCCUACGUAUUAUUGCAGAAUCAUAUGCAAUUAAAGGUCUUUGUUUGGAAAAGUUACCACCAAAUUCUAAAUCAAAAUAUAAAAUAGCAGAAUGGCAAGAACAAAUCAUCAAAUGUUAUGAAAUUACUGGGGACCUGACAUUGGUGUAUUUACAAGAACAAGAAAAACUUGCAAUGCAACAUCAAAAUGGCACGUCUACCGUAAAUAGUAACAAUGCAGGUACAUAUUCCUCUCAGUCUUCGUAUUGUUCUACAAAACAUAUCGGGCCAAUUUUGGAAACUGCACUACAAAGGGCACCCAUAUUGUACAUUCAAACUGGUAAUAUUCAAGGUGCAAUAAACCGAUACAGGGAAAUUUUAUCUGCUGUGGAGUCUACAACUACUCAAAGUCUUAGAGUUACUUUAACAAGACAAUUGGCAGAAGUAUUAGUUCGAGGAAUUAGCGGUGCGGAAUAUAAAGCUCCAGAAGCACCAAGUGAUUCGACAGAUUCUCCUUGGAAGCCAAAGAAAUAUUUAGGUCCUAAUAUGUUUGUGCCAAGAAAUGAGUAUGAAGAAACAAUUCUGUUAUUAUUAAUAAGUGAAGCUAUGGCAGUUAGAGAUGCUGUCCUUAGUCAAUCUCCAGAAUUUAAAGAUGCAAGAAUACAUGCUUUUGAAAAUGCCACUGCAGUAUAUGAUCUCCUCACAGUAGUCGUUGUAAGAUGGAGUCAAGUAGAUUUGCUAUAUGAGUCAUUUGAAAGGGCAAUGAAAUUUUCUCAUGAGGAAGCCCAUGUAUGGACUCAAUGUGCAUUAUGUUUAAUUAGUAUGGGGAGAUAUAUGCAUGCAUAUAGGGUUUUGAAAGUAGUAGCAAGAUUAUCACCACAGAAGGUAAUGCCUUGUCUUUUAGCUGCAAGGUUGUGCUAUGAACAAUUAAAUAUGAUAAAAGAAGGUAUUGAAUGGAGUCAAAAAGCACUUCAAAGAGAAACAUCAAAUUCUCAAGGAAUGCAAUCAAGAUGUCAUCUCUAUAUUGGUAUUGGUCAUAGUAUUCUUGCUACAAACACUAUAGUAAAAAUGGAUAAAACCUACCAUACCAAAACAGCUUUAGAAUGUUUUCAAAAGGCGCAACAGUGUGAUCCAAAUGAUCAUUUAGCUGAAUACUAUUUAGCACACGAAUAUGCAAUUAACAGACAAAUUAACGACGCAAUGGUUCAUGUAAAAAUUGCGUUAAAUCUUCGGGCAGAACACAUUCCAUCCUUGCAUUUAUUGAUAUUACUGCUGUCUGCACAUAAGCAAUAUUCAGAAGCAUUACAUCUAAUAAACAGUGUAUUAGAAGAAUAUCCAGAUAAUUUAAAUUUUCUUUAUGUAAAAGCACAUCUCGAAUUACAAAGUAUCGGUGGUGAACAAGCAUUGUUCACCAUAAGACAUAUGCUUUUACUUUGGAAAAAUUUGUAUGAAGAUCAAACUAACGCUAAUUGUAAUGAACAGCACAGUGAGAAACGCAGUGAAACAAGAAGUGUUUUUCAACUGUAUGCUUCUGAAAUGUCUGAUAAAGACUCUAGUUCUGUACAUGCACAAUCAUUGGCUGCUUCAAGAGUAGAACAAGCGUUAUCUGAAGUUGCAUCAUCACUUAGCUCUUUUACCCCAAAGCCUGGACCACAAAGAGCAUGGCUAUUACAAUUACAAGUUUGGUUACUACUUACCGAAGUAUACCUAGUUUUAGAUCAGCCAAAUGGUGCUGUUCUUUCCUUGCAAGAAGCCACGAAUAUUUUUCCACUAAGUCACCAUAUUAUGUAUACACGGGGUCUUCUUCAUGAAUAUAAAUUGGAAUAUAUGGAAGCAAAGCAAUGUUAUCAGAAUGCAGUUUCAAUUAAUCCAUCACAUAUCAAAAGUUUACAACAUUUGGGAUUAAUUUAUCACUAUUUGGGAAGUCAAAGGUUAGCUGAAAAAACUUUACGGGAUGCUGCAAAAAUUGACCCAAAUUCUCAUCAAACAUGGUAUAAUUUGGGAAAAGUGUUGGAAUCCUUAGGUGAAGUAGAAGCAGCAAGUGAUUGUAUGGCAACAGCAUUGGAAGUGGAAACCACAAAUCCAAUAUUACCAAUUCUCUCGAUUCCAGUUACAUUUGAAUGAUUUAAAAUUUUAAUUGUUUAAAUAUAAUUAAGGACAAAUCACAGUUUAUUGUGCAACAUUGGCAUUUGUUUGCUCCUGUGGCAAUAGUACCUGCUUAUCUCUAAACUGUUGCAUUAUUGUACAAAUAAAUGAAUUCUUUAAAAAGUAUUAGAAUUAUGCAAA